Molecule: messenger RNA, 963 nt
Organism: Colletotrichum chrysophilum
Lineage: Eukaryota; Fungi; Ascomycota; Sordariomycetes; Glomerellales; Glomerellaceae
Exons: 3
Coding region: 1-963 (320 amino acids)
Biological process (GO): intracellular signal transduction; protein phosphorylation
Cellular component (GO): cytoplasm; nucleus
Molecular function (GO): protein serine/threonine kinase activity; ATP binding
Source: RefSeq, a predicted model, not a curated record
AUGAUCAUCAUGCUAUCUUUUCUUCAUUCAAAUGGCGUGGUACAUGGAGAUUUUACCCCGAACAACGUUCUUCUUGCGCCACCUGACCUAUCUCAUUUGUCAACCGAGAAUCUCUACCAUAAGUAUGGAGAGCCUAUCAAAGCCAUGACUGAGCGUCGCGACGGCAAACCGAUCCCCGCCGGUGUUCCGCCCUACAUCGUGCCGGAAAUCUGGUUCGGCGACCGAAGCACAGAACUGGAGCUUCAAAAUGCGAAACUAACCCUGACCGACUUUGGAGAGGCCUGGAAGCCAGCUUUGCGUUCGCGAUAUCAGCUCAACACUCCUGACAACUAUCGCGCCCCUGAAGCAAAUUUCGCCGAGAAGGAAAAUGUUCCUAUUGGCUUUCCGUCAGAUAUCUGGUCUCUUGGCGUAGGAAUAUUCGAGAUCUUUGGCAAUCACCUGUUUGAGGGGUCGCCAGAUCCAGAUGGUAUGCUCGAAGACAUGAUCAACACCCUUGGCAAACCGCCCCAAAGAUGGUGGGACCUGUGGGAGGCCAAGGACGAGUUCUUCAGAAGAGACGUAGAGUGGGAUGAAGACGGAACCUAUCCAUGCAGAGAGAAUAUCCUGCUGGAGGAGAGAGUGUGUGGGUGGAUCGGAGAUGCCCAUCGGGAUGAGAUGACAAAUGAGGAAAUUGAGGACCUGUAUAGCCUCAUCAAGGGAGUUCUCUGCUGGGAGCCUGAUGAUCGUCUCACUGCAGACGAGCUACUACGAGGAGAUUGGAUGAAACGGUGGGGGCUACCAGCGUUGCAGGCGAUGUAUGAGGCUCGGGGAGAAAGCCGCAACAUCAUGUCGGAGAUCGACUCGAUCGAUCGAAUAGAGCUAGCUACUGCCGAGAAAGGAGGCUUAAGCAGAUGGCAAGCCGCCGCGUCUGGGGUAACUAUGCCAGAGUUCGCAACAGCAUGGUGGAUGAAGGUUCAUCCGUAA